CAGUGGCCUCCUUCAUUCACAAAACCAGGAAGUGACUGGCCGCUGGCACAGUUGCACAGCUGCAGUUCCACAACAAAAAAUACGCUUUACAAAGGUUCACUGUGCAGCUGAUGUUGAGAUGAAGAUUGAUGAAAAGGUUAUGUGUUAUUUUGAAUCCAGUAACACUCCUGUGGACAAACAAGGCUACCUGUACAAGAAGGGUGAGAUCAAGACUUCCUAUCAGAAGCGCUGGUUCGUACUGAAAGGAAACCUUCUCUUCUACAAGGAAAAGCCAGCAGACCGGGACCUAAUUGGGGUCAUUGUUCUGGAGGGCUGCACUGUCCAGCUCUGUGAGUCUGAUGAACAGUUUGCCUUCUCUCUGGUGUGGAGUGAACCAGGACUAAGAACAUACAAAUUUGCUGCUGAGGACCAGGAGAGCCUGGAGGACUGGAUCAAGACCCUUCUGUCUGCCAAUCACCAGUACCUGGCUCUGCUGCUCAGUGACAUGGAGCAAGCCUACAGAGAAGCAUUAGGAGGACCCCCCAUAGAGCCAACCAAAACCAACCCUUUUGUCAUGCCAUACUUUCCUAUUUCUGAAGCAGGACAUGCCUCCACCUCUUCCUUAUUACGCCACUCGUCUUCACAGCCGACCAUUGCAUCUUCCAGCUCUGCAGCAGGACCUGCAUUAGGACCUUGUCUCAGGGCCGGUCCAGUGGCUGGUCCAAUGCUUCAGCCAUCUGCAGCCAUUUCAACAAAACCCACACUUAAAAAAUCCCCCAAGCUAUGGCCCAAGAAAGCCACCAAUGCUGUGAAUACUCAGCCGUCCUCCAUGUUUUUUGGCGACUUUGCUGGAAUCACAUUAGAUCCACAGGAUGAGUUUGUGAAAAUGCAUGAAGAAUUUGGAAAGGAAAUCAAAAAACUUAUUUCACAUUGGGCAAAAAGAAGACCAGAUGGACAAGAGGACCUGAUAGACUUUGGCUGAUAACUGUUAUUACGUGUUUAAACCAAAAUGUAAAGUACAAUGACCAAAACUAGAAUUUAUUACCGUAUGUGAGAGUAUUUACGUUGGUUGAUAUCUUGUGCUUUAGGCUAAAGGCCAAGUUUAAAAUACAUUUUAUUGUCUUAUUCAUCUUCAACUGUUUUAAAGUAUAUAUUUAAUUAUUGUCAACGUAAUUAAUUAUAGAUGCAAAUUACAUCUUUUUAAAAAUGUAUUUGUGUAAAAAAAUAAUAAAAUAAAAGUUGGAACAUUUGCCAAAAACUGA
Molecule: messenger RNA, 1241 nt
Organism: Boleophthalmus pectinirostris (great blue-spotted mudskipper)
Lineage: Eukaryota; Metazoa; Chordata; Actinopteri; Gobiiformes; Gobiidae
Product: sesquipedalian-1-like
Exons: 4
Coding region: 119-961 (280 amino acids)
Biological process (GO): receptor recycling; endosome organization; retrograde transport, endosome to Golgi
Cellular component (GO): early endosome; trans-Golgi network; recycling endosome
Source: RefSeq, a predicted model, not a curated record